This is a messenger RNA of Malus domestica (apple), 565 nucleotides long. RefSeq lists its product as uncharacterized. The record is from RefSeq and is a predicted model, not a curated record. NCBI's taxonomy places the organism in Eukaryota, Viridiplantae, Streptophyta, Magnoliopsida, Rosales, Rosaceae.
UAUGCAUAACCUCAUCAAAACCUCUCCCUACUCUAUGCUCCUCACGCCUUCCACACCCCUCACCCCAACACAACCACAUGGCUCAAGAUCAUGAACUCCACCGCCAAAGCCAGCCGCUUAUACCACGCGGGUUCCCCAUCCGGCGCCGGAAACUCCCUUUGGUCCGUCUUGGUGGGCCAAAGCCGAGGCCAGGCGUUGUGUUUGCUAGAAUGCUUAAGAAGAUCAGACUAAGGUGGCUGAAACUUCACUACUUGUGCAUAUUGAAGAAGCUCAAGAAGUCUUACAGGAACACGGUCAAGGACCUCAUGGAAGCUGGGGCGAGCUUGGAGAUCUUCCACCAGAGGGUUUUCAUGGAGAGUACAUUUGCUAUUCCAAUGGGAGUUUCUCUCUCUAGCUACCCUUCUGUUGCUGGAUCAGAUCGGCCUCGAACCCUUUUCAUGUAGAUGUACCUCUUUAAUCUUAUCAAAUAUCAUCAAGCUUCAGCACAUGCAGUUCAUGUAGAUCUUACCCUUUUGUUGUUUCUGUUUGUCGUUUGAAAAAUAAUUUGUUAUUUUAUUUUGUUGAA